AAAUAAAUAACGACGAGAGUGUAUACAAUCAGGAAGCUAUCCUUCUCAGCAGUACCACCCUAUCUUUAGCUUGCAAAACUUCAGCUAAACGAUGAAAUGAAACUCGCACCCGCGACUUCCCUCCGAGCACUACACGUGCUAACUUUCUUCAGCCACACGUGUCUCCUCGAGCCUCUACCUCCAACGGUACUCUUCCCCUCUCUUAACACUACACUCAAAAUGCUUCAUUAUAAAUACCAAACGCGUGCCACACAAGUUAACAGAACCAUAACCGCUCACAUGGAAACUCCAAACCACAAAACCGAAACCAAAAUGGAAGAAAAAGACGCCAUUAAAAUUGAGAGCGAGUUUCGAUCAGAGUUUCUGCAAAUGCUCCGUAAGAGACGAGCUCCUCAAGUUCCAUUAACGGUUGAAAUCGCAAAACCAGCUGCGGUUUUUUGGUAUGAGAACAAUCCAAACGAAGAGGAGACUAUGAAAUCUUGUCCAAAGAAAGACAUUGAGAAUUUCAAAGAUUUGCUCAAGGAGGAGAAUCUGUAUUUAAAUAUAGAGGAAGGAGAUCAAGGAAAGUUGCCAUUGUUGAUUUUGAGCUUGAAGGAAAGUGAUAAACAGAUAAAAAGACCCGCGGUUGUUUUCCUUCACGGUUCAAACAAGUGUAAAGAAUAUUUGCGUCCAUUGCUAGAGGCAUUCGCUUCACGGGGAUACAUAGCAAUUUCGGUUGAUUCUCGUUACCAUGGUGAACGAGCGAAGAGCGCCACCACCUAUCGCGAGGCUCUUAUUUCUGCAUGGAAAACCGGAGACACAAUGCCAUUCAUAUAUGACACGGUUUGGGACUUGAUUAAAUUGGCAGAUUAUCUAACACAGAGAGAAGAUAUAGACCCCUCUAGGAUAGGAAUCACAGGAAUAUCACUUGGAGGAAUGCAUGCAUGGUUUGCUGCAGCUGCUGAUACUCGCUAUGCAGUAGUUGCUCCUCUAAUUGGUGUUCAGGGAUUUCGAUGGGCCAUAGACAACGAUAAGUGGCAUGCCCGAGUUGAUAGUAUAAAGCAUGUUUUUGAAGUGGCUCGUGGCGAUUUGGGUAAAAGUGAAAUUGAUAAAGACGUAGUAGAGAAGGUGUGGGACAGGAUUGCUCCUGGUUUAGCUUCCCAUUUUGAUUCCCCCUACUCAAUUCCACCUAUUGCACCCCGUCCUCUGCUUAUUCUCAAUGGAGCAGAAGAUCCUAGGUGUCACCUUGCCGGUUUGGAAACUCUAAGAUUAAAAGUAAGUCAGAUGUAUGCAGAGUUUCAAUGCUCAGAUAAUUUUAAGUUUAUUGCAGAACCUGAAAUCGGGCAUCAAAUAACAAAAUUACAGGUGAAAGAGUUGUCUGAUUGGUUUGACAACUUCCUAAAGCCUAAGCAGCUUGUGCCUGAAUUGUAAAAUGAUAAACAUGUAUCUCAAAAUAAAAGAGAGGGAAAGAGAAAUAAAAGGAAAUAGAAUGGAAGGUCAAGAGCAAUUCAAGGUCGAAGGAAAAAAAUUUCUCUUUCAUUAUAAUCAUUUAUUUUCUUUUAUUGUUUCCUAUAAAAGUAGCGUGUUUCAUUAUAAGCAGUGAGUUACAAUCCAAUUAGAAAAGAGAAAAAUUCUAGUGAGAGAAUUUUGCAAAAAAUAUUUACACGGAAAUAUUUCUUUAUAUGUAAUUGGGUCGUGGAUUUUGUGAUAGUGAUUCACAUUAUGUAUAUUCAUUUUAUAUUAACUUUAGCGCGCUUCUGCAUUAUUUUGUAAUUCCACAAAUAUAAUAAUAUUGAGAGAUUUUCCGUA
Lathyrus oleraceus (garden pea) is the source of this 1788-nucleotide messenger RNA. RefSeq lists its product as uncharacterized. The record is from RefSeq and is a predicted model, not a curated record. Bases 97 to 1410 code for a protein of 437 amino acids. The transcript has 13 exons. Lineage: Eukaryota; Viridiplantae; Streptophyta; Magnoliopsida; Fabales; Fabaceae.